This is a messenger RNA of Artibeus jamaicensis (Jamaican fruit-eating bat), 1584 nucleotides long. RefSeq names its product methyltransferase like 18 (gene METTL18). NCBI's taxonomy places the organism in Eukaryota, Metazoa, Chordata, Mammalia, Chiroptera, Phyllostomidae. The record is from RefSeq and is a predicted model, not a curated record. Gene Ontology annotation, biological process: peptidyl-histidine methylation, to form tele-methylhistidine. Bases 410 to 1528 code for a protein of 372 amino acids. The transcript is spliced from 2 exons. Gene Ontology annotation, molecular function: protein-L-histidine N-tele-methyltransferase activity.
UAGAGAGGGAGCGGGCUGCGGUCCUGUUGAGCCCGGGCCCCAAGUGGCUGGGGGCGGGAAAACGGGCUUGUCUGGCCCGCGGAGGACUCGACUCGCUGGUGCGCCCUCUCCGACCCAAGCGUCCCGCCUGACUACCUACCCUGCGCCUGGAGCUGGAAACUGGCCGGCUGUGUGCAUCCCGAGAUCUGAAUCGCUGUCAACGUUACAUCUAGGCGCUUUGGGGAGAGUUAAGCAGAGACCUCAAAGAAGUCAUUUGGAAACAUCUCUAAAUAUUUGUAACGGUAUAAGCAGCUAAAGAGAAAUGGACCCAAACGAAACUGCAUACAUAACUGAGACAGGCUUAUGAUCCUGUCUUCACUUCCAAGCAGAAGCUGAGGAGUCUUCCUUCUAAUUGAAGGAUUGCUGGAGGAUGACUUUUCAAUUUAAUUUCACUGUAGAAGGCCUGCUGGACAAUGAAUCAACAGCCCUUGGAGAUGGAGCUUUGACCCUGAACUCAAAAGAGGCUUCAGUCUCAGAAAGUCAGAAAGGCAAACACAGGGACACAGGCUGUUCUAGAGAACAGUGGGACUGCCCUCGGGACCCCUUGGGGACCCCUGAGUCAGCAGGAAAUGCAGCCCCCUCUCAGGACCCAGACAGCUCCCUCGAUGCAGCCAACAGCUCAGGUAACUUGGAGCCUCACGGAAAACAGCCUUGCUUGAGACUUGCCAGAGAGCAUGCCGUGCCUGAAAAUGUAAAGGAAGUGAUAGAAAAUAAAGUCUUAGAAACGUUACCAGGUCUCCAGCAGGUUAACAUGUCGGUGGUGAAAACCAUCUUGUUGAAAGAGAACUUCCCUGGAGAAAACAUCGUUUCAAAAAGCUUUUCUUCUGACUCUGAUCUGAUCACCGGUGUUUACGAAGGGGGCUUAAAAAUCUGGGAAUGUACCUUUGACCUCCUGGCUUAUUUCACAAAGGCCCAAGUGAAAUUUGCGGGGAAAAAAGUGUUGGAUCUGGGCUGUGGCUCAGGGUUGCUGGGUAUAACUGCCCUCAAGGGAGGGGCCAAAGAAGUUCAUUUUCAAGAUUAUAACAGUAUGGUGAUCGAUGAAGUAACCAUACCUAAUGCAGCAGCUAACUCCGCUUCGGAGGAUGAAGAAAGUGAUGGAGACCAACCAGAUGGGAAAAGGUGCAAGAGAUCAAGAGCAGCACAAGGGCUCUGUAAGUGCCGAUUCUUCUCCGGAGAGUGGUCUGAGUUUUGUGAGCUGGUACUAACCAGGGGAAGAGUCUUUGACAGAUACGAUCUCAUUCUUACCUCAGAAACCAUUUACAAUCCGGAUUACUAUGGUUCUUUGCACCAGACGUUCCGUAGGCUGUUACAUAAAAACGGGCGAGUGCUUUUGGCCAGCAAAGCACAUUAUUUCGGUGUAGGAGGAGGUAUUCAUCUCUUUCAGAAGUUUGUAGAAGAAAGGAAUGUAUUCGAGACUAGAACACUUGAAGUAAUUGAUGAGGGACUGAAAAGAUUCCUAAUUGAAAUGACUUUUAAGUACCCCAGUUAAUGUCCACAGAGGGAUAUUAACUGAGGGAAAUAAAAUAACCAAAAACUUGUCUUGAA